Akanthomyces muscarius is the source of this 255-nucleotide messenger RNA. RefSeq lists its product as uncharacterized. The transcript has 4 exons. Gene Ontology annotation, biological process: respiratory electron transport chain. The coding region runs from base 1 to 255 and encodes 84 amino acids. Lineage: Eukaryota; Fungi; Ascomycota; Sordariomycetes; Hypocreales; Cordycipitaceae. The record is from RefSeq and is a predicted model, not a curated record. Gene Ontology annotation, cellular component: mitochondrion.
AUGCCGCCGUCUCUCCGCCACCAAGUGAUAGCCAUAUACAAAGAGCUGCUGUAUCUCGGGCGCGAAUACCCGCUCGGGUACGGCUACUUUCGCCCGCGGCUGCACAAGGCCUUCAUGGCCAAGUCGAGCGAGCGCGACGAGGACAAGAUACGGCAGGGCAUCAAGCAAGCUGAAUAUGUAAAAAAGGAAAUCGAAGCUCUAUAUUAUUUGAAACGAUACCGAACGUUGCGAAAACGCUACGUGGCAGAUGCAUAG